Molecule: messenger RNA, 2231 nt
Organism: Aricia agestis (brown argus)
Lineage: Eukaryota; Metazoa; Arthropoda; Insecta; Lepidoptera; Lycaenidae
Gene: PIG-S
Product: GPI transamidase component PIG-S
Exons: 11
Coding region: 133-1713 (526 amino acids)
Biological process (GO): attachment of GPI anchor to protein
Cellular component (GO): GPI-anchor transamidase complex
Source: RefSeq, a predicted model, not a curated record
AAAUAAAUUCUCGAAAUAAAUUUAAAGAGUAUAUACAUAUUUCUGUAAAUAAAGUGAAACGGUUUUUAUAUUUUGAAUGUUUUUGAAAGGAGUAAAUAAUUUAUAAAAAAAUUCAAGGAUUCCGUUCUAAAAAUGAAUAAAGAGGAAGUAAAGUCGGAGGCCGAUGAGUCCAAUCGGAUGUGGGCGAGCGCAUCCUUCGUGGGUGUGCUGAUCAUCAUCGGCCUGCCGCUGUGGUGGAAGACCACGGAGGUUUACAGGGUGACGUUACCGUACUCGGAGAUCAGCUCGUUCGACACGGAGUCGCAUCACGUCGCCACCCAGCUCAAGGUGCUGGCCAACUCGCACCACCUAGCUGAGGAGCUGGCUGGCAAGAUACGGGAGACUUUCAAAGAAUAUGACGCGAUAAAACUGAACAUCAUCACGGAAGUGCUGCCAGGUGCCCUCCGUCAAACGUUGGAGUCAGUGGCGGAUGAAGGGGAGGCGACCGAGGAGGUGGGCGCCGUGUACGAUUUGUACAAGCAUAACACCUUCUACGUGGUGCAGAGGACGCCACUGUUCACUGACGUAUGGGUCGGAGGAGAGAGGGUCGCGUUUUUCAGAGAUGCUAAAGCCGUCCCAACACUCUGCCAAGCCCUGCUCAACUGGAUCUACCAGCCGUCCAUCCUACACGGUGCCCGCUCGCAGCUGGCGGACGCGGCACGCCAGGUCCGCUCGCCAGGCGGCGCGGAGUACCACAUAGUGCUGUCUGUGGUGCACCCCGAUCCGCAACACUUGAGGGUUGACUUCAACGCUGGUGAAGUUAUGGAAGACUACAUCGGAUCGUUUGUGGACGAGCUGUCGGAGCUGCAUAAUUUCACGCUCAAGUCCCAGUGGCUCCAUCUGCUGGAUUUCGAUUUUCAGCUCAAAGAGGUUCGCGACAGUUCCCCUCGCGGGCGGCACUUCACGACGCGGCAGGAGCGGUUGCCGCUGCUGCUGACGCGGCUGGAGGCGCGCGCGGCGCACGUGUCGCAGCAGCCCGCGCUCAACCUCGCGCUGUACGCCGUUCCGUGCGCCGCCGCGCCGCUGCGCGUGCACGCCGACGAGGAGAACGACUCGCCCGUCCAAGCGUUCAUGUCACCGAAAUGGGGCGGUGUAGUUCUCGCCAGUCCCACCGCAGCAGAGUGUGAAGCCGGGGUCUUCAAGCCGCCAGUCAAACUCGUCAUGGGCACCUUCAUAUCGCAGCUGAGGAAGCUGUUGGGGAUUACUGACAAGGAGGCCAUACCCGGGGCGCACCUGGACCCGCUGCGCGCGGUGUCGCCCCGCCGCUGGGAGGUGGACGCGCUGCUGCGGAUCCGCACCCUGGAGCACGUCACCUCCGCCGAAAGGAGCCUCAAGAGCUUGGCCAAGCUGCUUGGUGAGAUAUCAAACAUCGUGAUAAACGACGAGGUGGGCGUGUCCAUCUCGGAGGCGGUGACGCUGACGGCGGCUGCGCGCGCGCACGCCACGGCGGGCGAGCUGCGCGCCGCGUACGACACCGCGCGACGCGCCGAUACUGCGGCAGAAACGGCGUUCAUGGAGCCUAGUCUCUUGGCGCUACUGUACUUCCCUGACGAUCAGAAAUAUGCAAUCUACAUUCCGCUGUUCCUGCCGAUAAUGUUCCCGGUGGUGCUGUCGCUGCGCAACCUGCUGCGGUGGCUUCGCGGAAAACCGGCGGAGAAGGAGAAGACUGAAUAAUUUUUAAAACUUAGUUACCAUUAACAGUUAGACCAUCGUCGCUUUCCAUCAGGCGAUAAGUACAAAAUAUUUUAUACUAGCUUCCCAUUCGUUCACGGAAAAUAAAUCUUGCGGAAACCUUAAAUGUUGCGAUAAAAAGGAACAUGUCGGGGAUGAGUCCCAGUGAAAAGCAUAAGGGUUGACUCACACGUACCACACCUACACUGCACCACACCGUCGCGACAAAAUGUGGUCAUUUUUAUCACACAUGCGGUUAAUAACGACUGCAAAAUGUGGUAAAUGUAAAUAGUCCUAAUUAUUAUUCAUUUUCAAUACAAAGUAUGCGCCCAACUAUCGUCAUGGUCAUGAUCGUGGUGUUGCUGUGGUACGUGUGAAACAGUCCUAAAUGGGUAUUUUCAAGACAUUAGUGCUAGUGUGAAAAGUACACUUAUUUAGGAUGCAUUUAUUGUUGUGUGUGAUUGUAUUAUAAUUUAUUAUUCAGUUUUUACUGUGAACGAUGAAUAAAGGGUUGAAUACAA